Nannizzia gypsea CBS 118893 is the source of this 1464-nucleotide messenger RNA. RefSeq lists its product as hypothetical. Gene Ontology annotation, molecular function: NAD+ binding. The transcript is spliced from 5 exons. NCBI's taxonomy places the organism in Eukaryota, Fungi, Ascomycota, Eurotiomycetes, Onygenales, Arthrodermataceae. Bases 1 to 1464 code for a protein of 487 amino acids. The record is from RefSeq and is a predicted model, not a curated record.
AUGGACGUCAUGGCGACGCCGGUAGGCAACAAAGGCGUUGAGGGCACUCUCGCUGUUGGAGCUGCUGAUGCUGGGGACCGCGAGCGCGCGGCUGUAGAGGACGCGCCGCAGCUACCAGAGGAGAGCGAGGACGAGGAAGAGGAGGAGUCUGGCGAGGAAUGGGAGACUGCUUCUCUCUAUGAAGAUGCGCUCCAGUUCGUCAGUGACGAACAGCUACGCGGUGGCAUGGUACCCGGAGCAUGCACAUUUUCAGAAGCAGUGGCGUAUCGCAAACGGCUCCGUUCUAUCGGACAGGCUGCUUUUGUUGCAGAGACACUUGGCCAGGGUACUGUCACCGCGAAGAAGCUGUGUACGGCCUUUGGAAUCAUGCCUCCUACCUUCCUUGAGGGUGCACCGGACAAAGCAUACCACCCGCUGCUGUCCCUCGGCAUGUCUAGAGAAAGCUCGAAACACCUCAAACUGCCGGAUUACAACACAAUUGAUGAUGUUGUUCAGCUAAUGCAGAAAGCUAAGAAUAUCAUCAUCAUUACAGGCGCAGGGAUAUCUACAAGCCUUGGGAUCCCUGAUUUUCGAUCAAAAGAUACCGGUCUUUACUCGAAGCUAGAGUAUCUCGGCUUGAGUGAUCCUCAAGAGGUCUUUGAUAUUGAGGUCUUCCGCGAAGACCCCAGCAUUUUCUACUCCAUCGCCAAGGACAUCUUACCCACAGAGAAGAGAUUCUCUCCUACACAUGCCUUCAUCCGGCUAUUACAGGACAAAGGCAAGCUUCUCACCAACUUCACACAAAACAUUGACAACAUAGAAAGUGCUGCUGGAAUAUUGCCUGAAAAGAUGAUACAAUGUCAUGGCUCCUUCGCCACGGCCUCAUGCAUGGAUUGCAAGCAUCAAGUUCCAGGCGAACAUCUCUUCGAGACCAUUCGGCGGGGCGAAAUCCCCAAAUGCGAGCGUUGUCAGGAGAAACCACCGUCUAAACCGCGAGGUUUGAAGCGCAAACGUAACUCGAACGGCACCACGAGUCGGUCACGGUCUCGUUCUGCCUAUGAUGAUGAUUCUGAUGAUGAUGGAUAUGCUCUCCCUCCUACAGCGGCGGUAAUGAAGCCUGAUAUCACGUUCUUCGGCGAAGAGUUACCUGAUAUAUUUAAACAACGUCUAUUAGAACAUGAUCGAAAGAUCACGGAUCUCGUCAUUGUAAUCGGCACAUCCCUGAAAGUUGCUCCAGUAGCAGAAGUUCCUGGGAUCAUUCCCUCCGAUGUUCCCCAAAUUCACAUCUCGCGCACUCCUGUCUCUCAUAUCGAAUUUGAUGUUGACAUGUUAGGAGACUGUGACGUCGUCAUUUCCGAGCUCUGUCGCCGCGCUGGUUGGGAUCUUCAGCAUGACAUGAUUCCCAAGGGCCAACAGGUUCAAGUCGAGCAGACCGAAGGAUUCGAGUCCAGAUUCACCUUUACAGUGACUAGUCCGAAAAAUUAA